Messenger RNA from Fusarium odoratissimum NRRL 54006, 513 nucleotides. RefSeq lists its product as uncharacterized. The coding region runs from base 1 to 513 and encodes 170 amino acids. The transcript is spliced from 2 exons. The record is from RefSeq and is a predicted model, not a curated record. Lineage: Eukaryota; Fungi; Ascomycota; Sordariomycetes; Hypocreales; Nectriaceae.
AUGAUUUGCUAUCCGAGACCCGCUCGGGAUGGUAAGAAGCACCAUGUCAACCAGAAGUACACGACAGAGGAGGGCGACUACAUCAUUUACGCCUCGCAGGACAAGAAGAUGAAGUGGCACCUCAUCAAGCAGGAAUUUGCCAAACUCUUUGGCAACAUUCCCGAACGUACCGUCCAAGGUCUUCAGGCCUGGUACUACCGUAUGAAUCAGCGCAUACCUAUGUGCAAUCCGGAUGGCCGGCUAUGUUUCAACAACGAGGACGACCUCGAGCCACGAUAUAUCAACCUGAAGAUUUGUGACCGCGGUUAUCUGGUAAAGUGUAUAGGCCCCCUUGGUAUCGCCCAACGGUACCCUGAGCGCGCUGUCCGCUACUCUUGGGUUGAUGCCGAGACGAAAGCCAAGGCUCGAGACUUGGCUGCCAAGAGAGCUCUACAAUAUUGCGAGCGGCGAUUGAGGCGAGAGAGGCGAGAGAGGCGACUAGGGCUUCAAGGACAGAAGCAGCGACGGUUGUAG